Messenger RNA from Calidris pugnax (ruff), 949 nucleotides. RefSeq names its product class II histocompatibility antigen, B-L beta chain-like. Gene Ontology annotation, biological process: peptide antigen assembly with MHC class II protein complex; positive regulation of T cell activation; antigen processing and presentation of exogenous peptide antigen via MHC class II. NCBI's taxonomy places the organism in Eukaryota, Metazoa, Chordata, Aves, Charadriiformes, Scolopacidae. Gene Ontology annotation, molecular function: MHC class II protein complex binding. Gene Ontology annotation, cellular component: MHC class II protein complex; membrane. The transcript is spliced from 6 exons. The record is from RefSeq and is a predicted model, not a curated record. The coding region runs from base 111 to 893 and encodes 260 amino acids.
ACUGGGACUCCCAGUCCCGGCACUGGGCAGGAGCGGGUGAUACCCCGAACUGGCAGAGUCGGGCUCGCUCGGGGGUCCCCGCACAUUUGUAGUCUCUGCUGUGAGCAGUGAUGGAGAGCGUUCGUGUGCUGGGAGCUGGGGCCGUGCUGGUGGCACUGGUGGUGCUGGGAGCCCAUGGGGCUGGUGGCGAGGAGGCCUCAGGGUUUUUCCAGGAGCUGUCUUACUCUGAAUGUUAUUACCUCAACGGCACCGAGCAGGUGAGGUUUGUGGAGACGUACAUCCACAACCGGGAGCAGUGGCUGCACUUCGACAGCGAUGUGGGGCACUAUGUGGCUGACACCCCCCUGGGGAAGCCUGAUGCCGACUACUGGAACAGCCAGCCGGACCUCCUGGAGCAAAAACGGGGUGAGGUGGACACGUUCUGCCGGUACAACUACCAGAUUGAUAAACAUCUCGCAGUGGAGAGGAGAGAUCAGCCCGAGGUGGAAAUCUACCCGGAGCAGUCGGGCUCCCUGCCCCAGACCAACAGGCUGGUUUGCGCCGUGAUGGAUUUCUACCCGGCAGAGAUCGAGGUGAAGUGGUUGAGGAACGGGCAGGAGGAGACGGAGCACGUGGUGUCCACGGAGGUGAUGCAGAACGGGGACUGGACCUACCAGGUGCUGGUGAUGCUGGAAACCACCCCGCAGCGCGGGGACACCUACACCUGCCACGUGGAGCACGUCAGCCUGCAGCACCCCGUCACCCUGCACUGGGAGCUGCAGUCGGACGGCGCCAGGAGCAAGAUGCUGACGGGGGUGGGGGGCUUCGUGCUGGGGUUCAUCUUCCUGGCGCUGGGGCUCUUCCUCUACGUACGCAAGAAGGGCGCCGCGUUCCCCAGGCUGCAGGGCUCCUGAACCAACUCCUGCCCCUGCACAUCUGCUCCGCCAUCGCCAGCUGUCCUCUGCCCCCC